UUUCCUCCUGAAAGCUACAAACCAUAACACAUAGGCAUAGCAGUCCCAUUAUUGGAGCUGGUGCGCCUUACUCACUCUCUGCUCAGUAUAGCAGAAAUCCCCCUCAUUCCGCAACUCUAACGAAAGCUUCUUCACUGAUUCACAUUCCAUUUUCGGCUCAUUCCCUCUCUCUGUGUAGUCAUGGGGAGUCGUGUAGUGGCGCUUUUGUUUCUACUGGGUUGCUUUUUCUCUGAAGGGUCGGAAGGGCUCACAUUCUCGUCAAGGCUCAUACACAGAUUCUCUGACGAGGCUAAGGGGUUUUGGGUGUCGAGGAAUGUGGCUUUGGCGGGUGAUUUGUGGCCUAAAGUGGGGAGCUUGGAGUACAUAGAGAUGCUUAUUCGUAAUGAUUUGAAGCGCCAUAGAAGGAAGCUCGGCUCCCAGACUCAGCUGCUGUUUCCCUCGGAAGGAAGCCGGACUUUCUCCUACGGGAAUGAGUUUGAUUGGUUACAUUUCACAUGGAUCGAUAUUGGGACACCGAAAGUAUCUUUCCUUGUUGCAUUGGAUACCGGGAGCGAUAUGCUUUGGGUCCCCUGUGAUUGCAUACAAUGCGCUCCUUUGUCUGCUAGUUAUUAUAAUGCUUUGGAUAGAGACUUGAAUGAGUAUAAACCUUCUUUAUCAACUACCAGCAGGCGCCUAAAUUGUAGCCAUGAGCUAUGCACCUCGAGGCCAAACUGCAAAAGUCUGAAUGAGACCUGCCCUUACUCAGAAAGUUACUACUCGGAGAAUACUUCGAGUUCUGGAUUUCUAGUUGAAGACAAAAUGAUUUUGGCAUCACCUAGCAUGCAUGGAACCGAAAAUGUGGUACAAGCCUCCGUUGUUAUGGGCUGUGGUAGGAAGCAAAGUGGAAGCUAUUUGGAUGGAGCGGCUCCUGAUGGUCUCAUGGGUUUGGGGCCAGGGAGCCUUUCAGUUCCAAGUUUGUUAUCAAAAGCUGGAUUAACUAAAAAUUCUUUUUCAAUAUGUUUUGAUGAAAAUAGUUCUGGAAGCAUCCUUUUCGGCGACCAAGGAUUUGGGCCCCAACAGUCUACUCCAUUUUUGCCUGUGGGAGAAAGAGGAACAUAUGUUACCUAUUCUAUAGGAGUCGAGUCAUGUUGCAUUGGUAGUUCAUGUCUUAAGCUAUCUGGAUUCCAGGCACUCGUAGAUAGUGGUGCAUCAUUCACAUUUCUUCCUACUGAUGUUUAUAAUAAAGUUGUAUUGGAGUUUGACGAACAAGUAAAUGCCGAAAAGAUUGGUCCCAUGGCUGGCUGGAAGUAUUGUUACACUGCCAGGUCGAUGGAGUUGCAUGAAAUUCCUACCAUGAAACUUACGUUUGCUAUGAACAAAAGUCUUGUAAUUCAUAAUCCUAUCUAUUCUGUUCCUGCAAAUUCAGGUAUUGCAUUCUGCUUAGCUUUACAACCAUUUGAUGGUGAUUAUGGAGUCAUUGGACAAAAUUUUAUGACGGGUUAUCGCAUGGUUUUUGAUAGAGAGAAUUUGAAGUUGGGAUGGUCUACUUCUAACUGUAAAGAGAGAGGAGAAAGUGUGGAAGUGCACCUUGCUCCCCCACCAAAUGCUAAAUCCCCAAAACCAUUACCAACCAAUGAGCAACAACACUUUCCUAACACACCUCCAGUAUCCCCUGCUGUUGCUGGGAGGACUUCCUCCAAAUCCUCUGCAGUCUCAUCACCACAAAAUUCCUUUAUGCAUUCAGUAAUGAGUUCUUUGCUACAUGUACUGCUUAUAUGUCUGUUUGUUUCAACUAUCUAAUUAGUCUUCUCUGGCUUUCUCAUAUGCUGUUGUACUAAUUGCUGUUGGUAGGAAGAAUCAUCUGUGUCUGUGUUAUAGUA
Tripterygium wilfordii is the source of this 1859-nucleotide messenger RNA. RefSeq names its product aspartic proteinase-like protein 1. The coding region runs from base 181 to 1779 and encodes 532 amino acids. The transcript has 10 exons. The record is from RefSeq and is a predicted model, not a curated record. Lineage: Eukaryota; Viridiplantae; Streptophyta; Magnoliopsida; Celastrales; Celastraceae. Gene Ontology annotation, molecular function: aspartic-type endopeptidase activity. Gene Ontology annotation, biological process: proteolysis.